Messenger RNA from Cloeon dipterum, 3160 nucleotides. RefSeq lists its product as uncharacterized. Lineage: Eukaryota; Metazoa; Arthropoda; Insecta; Ephemeroptera; Baetidae. Gene Ontology annotation, molecular function: protein binding. Gene Ontology annotation, cellular component: cytosol. Bases 109 to 2802 code for a protein of 897 amino acids. Gene Ontology annotation, biological process: anatomical structure morphogenesis. The transcript is spliced from 10 exons. The record is from RefSeq and is a predicted model, not a curated record.
CGCGAGCCGCCAUCUUGGAGGCCUUGCUUGCGUUCUAAAAUUUUUGCUUUUUUUCGAAAAAACAACCUGAUCCGAUCUUGCUUUGGGAGAAUCCAAUACGAAUCAGACAUGGCUGGGGAGGAUCAGGUCUACUAUCGGUACCUGGAGGGCCUGCGCUCACAUUCCUAUCGAGAGGUGCUAAGCGCAUUGGUUGGCAUUCGUACCCUGCUGCAAGAUAAAUCGCCCGUCAAGAUUGCGACCAAACUUCGCUCAACAGGGAUCAUCAAAAUCCUUGUCAAGAUUAUCCAUAAAAAGUACAGCAAAAUUCUAUCGUUGGCUCUUAGCAUCCUGAGCACCUGUGCCCUGGAACUAGACACUAGGAUAAUGUUGCUGAGACUCGGACUGCCAGCGUUGCUAGUUAAAAUAAUGAAAGAGACCGAGAACGACUCUAUUCUCGGCAGAGUCUGUCGUUUCAUUGGCAACCUUGGCGCCCUUCCAGCCGCCUCAAUGGAAUUCCACAGUUGUGGAGCCGUAGCCGUGCUGCUUAAGCUCAUUGAGAUCGGUGACCACAAUAAAAGCUCUUCUGAUACCAAGCAGAUGGCUAUCAGGGCGCUUAGGGUAAUGGGUGACACUCGGGAAAAUCGGACUGAGCUGUUGAAGCAAGAGGUCGUCAAGCACAUUGCCGCUCAUCUGGCGCAGGACGAUGAAGCGCUAGUGAAAUGCACCCUAAAAACUUUGAACUCCUUUAGUACAACCGUAGAAGGCGCUCUCCAGAUCAUGUCUUCAAGCAGUGCUCAGGGCUUUGAAACGCUGGUUCGACUGGCUAAGGAUGAACGCAGCUCGGAGAGGGCUAUCACUUGCAUUUGUAAUCUGACCACAGUUGAGCCUGUGCGGCCGGACUUAGGCAAGGUCGGCGCUAUCACGAUCAUAUUUGAAGAGCUUAAGAAGACUGACUCCAAAUGUGAUCCACGGGCGUUGAUUACAACCCUAGACCGGUUUUGUUGCGAGUGUGUGAACCGGAUCCGCAUCAAGGACAAUGAUCACAUUGGUGACCUGCUAGACCUCCUGCGUUCAACGCGCUUUUGCCACCUUCACGACAUUGUUAUCAGGGCGCUGGGACGCUUCCAUUAUGAUGAGAAGAACUUGACCCUGUUUGUGCAGAAAGGCCUAGUGUCUGUGCUGGUGAGUAAGGUCCGCCAGUUUGUGCGCACCCUACUGCCGAUUGGACACGCCUUCCAGCCUUUUAGGAUUGACUACUCCUGCAUGGACAGUGACUCGGACAUUGAAAGCUUCAUCAGCUCACAACGCUCGCAUCGGGGGUCUCCAGCUGCAAGUCCGUCAGCCAGCCUGUCUUCGCAGUCGCCGCAGCGGAGUCCGUUAUCGCUGACAGCAUGCAGAAGUCCAGCGUACAGUAUCACGUCGUCGUCGGCGGCCGACAAUUACUCACCAGUGUACGACGAGAGCAGUGACGAUGAAGAUGACGACUGUCUCGCGCUGAUUGGCCACGAAGAUGAGUACAUCUGUUCUAUCCUGGCGAACAGGAACGAGACGGACAAGCGGCAGCGCUAUGUGACCAGCAUUUUCAAAAUGCUGCAGCGCAUAUCUACCUUUGACUGGGCCACAUCUGAGAUGACGGUACCGGCCGUUGUCAAUACGCUUGUUGCCGCUAUUAUCAGUGGCGAAAUGUACCAAGAAGCGUCCAGCACGUUGUCCAAUGUGAUGAGCAAACACGAGUUUCUGCUCCCAUUGGUUCGACAGCGAUAUGCGACUUUGGUGUACAACAAGCUGGGCGUUUGGCGGCAUGCAGGCAACUGCAAUAUUUGCCGCAAGCGCGAAAAGUACGCCAAGAGCAUCUUCAGCAAUAUGAUCCAAAUGACCGAUUCUGUUUGCGCACGUGGUGAGCUUUCCUAUGUGCUACAGAAAGGCACUGAAAAGGACAAAAUCAGUACCGCACUUGCCAUUCCCUACAUCGUUCGGACUGUGGGCAACUUUCGAGAACUGCUGCUGGGUAAGGAACAAAAGGGCUUGGCCCUGCUCCUUGACCUUGUAGAGGAUCCUGUUGAGUGCUCAGCUGCUGUGCAGUCCAUUUUCGUGUUGUCCAAGUGCAUGGACAUCUCAUACACUGAGGCGGCUGAAGCUGAGACCCCCCUCUUUGACGGCUAUACUCCCAGUGCUGAGUCGCCCAGUAGCAUUGUCAAAUUCCUCCUGGACGACGGGUCCGUCAUUAAGGCUGACAAAGCUGCAAUCUCGGAUGCCUCAGAGUAUUUCAGCACCAUGCUCUUUGGUGAUUUCAAGGAGUCAAAACAGGAUGUUGUCUGUCUCAAAGAGGUGAGCAAGUCCAGCCUGGUGCUGCUACUUCUUUACUGCAGAAGCUACGUUGAUGAUCUGGUGGUGUCAGUGGGCAAGCCUGAGGUGGUCGCCGUGCUGGACCUGCUUCUUAUUUCAGACAGGUACCUGAUUUUUGAACUGAAAGAAAAGCUGCGAGAAUACGUGAAAGCGAAUUACUUUGACUCGGAGAACCUGGCAAACGUGUUCCGGUGGUGCCACCAGAAAAUGGAGCUUGAGUGUGGCGACGACGUUUUGGGCAUCUAUGAUGACGCGUGCGCCUUUCUGCUCUGCAGCAGGAUCAGCCAACACCAGCGACUGCACAUCUUCAAGAGUGUGCUCAAAGAGCCUGAUGCGUGGUCUAGGCUCAAGGAAUGUAUAACCUGCAAGCUUGAGCACAAGCUGCAAAUGGGCUUCCGACACGACUCAGUGCUAAACUUUCGUUUCAACUAUUCAAUGUUUGAGCAGAACGACUAUCAGUUCUUAAACGCAUGCUAGUGCUUAGAGCCAGCUGGUUUUGUUUUUCAUAAGUCUGCCAAUUCUGCUGAUUUUGUGAUUUUAGUCUGGACCGAUAUUUGCAUUUUAAGAACCAAAGAAUUAUGUUGUGUAUCGUUAUUGGUUUUUUAUCGCAUAUUAUACAAGAAGAACACUUUACAAUGAGAUUAUUAUUUCUUGUUAAUUUUUUGUUUCAAAGUCCAAAAGGUCAUGCUACUUAAAAUUGCUAGUGAGAAUUAAAGCGUCAUUGCUAUCCUGAUGUGAUUUAAACGUUUUUCCCAAAUUCAUAUGAUACUGAAAUUAAACGUUGUAAAUAAUAAUAAAAGAGACUUGAUUAAGUCGUAGUUAAAUGAUAAAUCAA